AGGGUGGCGGGCGCGGCCGUCGGGGUGGCCAUGGUGCUGCUGCUGCUGGUGGCCAUUCCGCUGCUAGUGCACAGCUCCCGCGGGCCGGCGCACUACGAGAUGCUGGGUCGCUGCCGCAUGGUGUGCGACCCCCACGGGCCGCGAGGCCCAGGACCCGACGGCGCGCCCGCCUCCGUACCCCCCUUCCCUCAGGGCGCCAAGGGAGAGGUGGGCCGGCGCGGGAAGGCAGGUCUGCGAGGGCCCCCGGGACCACCAGGUCCCAGAGGACCUCCAGGAGAGCCGGGCAGACCAGGUCCCCCGGGCCCUCCAGGCCCAGGCCCCGGCGGGGUAGCGCCCCCUGCCGGCUACGUGCCUCGAAUUGCCUUCUAUGCUGGCCUGCGGCGGCCACACGAAGGUUACGAAGUGCUGCGCUUCGACGACGUGGUGACCAACGUGGGCAACGCUUACGAGGCAGCCAGUGGCAAGUUCACCUGCCCCAUGCCAGGUGUCUACUUCUUCGCUUACCAUGUGCUUAUGCGCGGCGGUGACGGCACCAGCAUGUGGGCGGACUUGAUGAAGAAUGGACAGGUCCGGGCCAGCGCCAUUGCUCAGGACGCGGACCAGAACUACGACUACGCCAGCAACAGCGUCAUCCUGCACCUGGAUGUGGGAGAUGAAGUCUUCAUCAAGCUGGACGGCGGGAAGGUGCACGGCGGUAACACCAACAAGUACAGCACCUUCUCUGGCUUCAUCAUCUACCCGGACUGAGUCGGCCCCAUCCCCCGCCCCCCCCUCCGCUCCCCCCCUCACCCACCUUCAGCUUGCCCCACCCAAGGCGCCACCCCAUCCUUUGAGAGACUGGGGGUGGGACGGGCCCUCCUGCUCCCGGAGGUGGCCUUUAAUGGGCGGACUCUUGGUGCUCCGGGGUAUAACUGAGUGGCUGGGGAGCUGAGGAAACCGGCCGGAGGAGCAGAGCGGCUUGGGAAGGGACCACCAGCAUCCGCGCACAUGCCUGUGAAAGCCGGGCCAGGAGGGGGGCGCAGGUCGUGGCCCUCUCUUCUCUCGGGAGCUAGGAAACAGCUUCACUAACUGCCGCACAGAGGCACGGAAAGCAGAAAACAGAAGGGAAGCCCUGGCUUUUGGGGAGGGAGAGAACAGAAACAGAAGGAGCCCUUCUAGGCGGGAGGAGACAUCAGGGCGGGUAGGCGCUGGUCCUCUGUCAUGACAACUUCUCUGCCAUCCCCUCCUCCCCUCAUCUCCAUUUUCAGGCUUCAGGCUCUAGCCUUGGCAGCCUCCCUGUGAACUGGAGGAACCAGGAAAUUCUUUCCUAGCAUUUAAAACUCAUCCUGCAGUCCCCAUUUCACCCCCAUCGGGGGUUAGGCCCUGGGGCUACAGCUGCUGUUGCCUCUUCCAAUAAAGUGAAGUGGGAGAAUGUGUGUGCCUCUUAACUCGGUGCACAGAGUGGGGGAGAGUGGCUGACCCUUUCCUCACUCCUCUCAAGGACCCCUACCCUAUCACUCUCUGCCAGAGGCAAAGGUUUCAUUAUUCCUGGCAAGGCCUGCCUCUGGGGAAGCCGAGGAGGGGAGUAGCCCAGGGUUUCUACUCUGAUACAGGGAAGGGUAUCAGCUUCAGGAGAGCUUUGAGGCCUUACACGGUAGGGAGACGCCAACCAGAGGGACACUAGCAAGGGAGGAUUCCAGAGGUAUGGGUCUGGUGCUUCUGCUGAUGCAGGGGGAGUUCUAGGGAACUCUAGGCGAUGCAGGAGUUGCUGACGGCUCCUGGGACCGGCCAAGAUCUCAGGGAGCAAGGAGAAAAGCAGCUCCCCAAAGGCCCACAUUUGUGUCCCCCCCCCAAAAAAAAAAACAUUCACUCAUAGUGCUUGCUGGGAGGGUGGGGUGUGCAGGAGUGGGAUGACCUGGACAGCUUCUGGG
This is a messenger RNA of Aethalodelphis obliquidens (Pacific white-sided dolphin), 1910 nucleotides long. RefSeq names its product complement C1q like 4 (gene C1QL4). The record is from RefSeq and is a predicted model, not a curated record. NCBI's taxonomy places the organism in Eukaryota, Metazoa, Chordata, Mammalia, Artiodactyla, Delphinidae. The transcript is spliced from 2 exons. The coding region runs from base 31 to 747 and encodes 238 amino acids. Gene Ontology annotation, molecular function: protein binding.